Juglans regia (Persian walnut) is the source of this 1401-nucleotide messenger RNA. Its product is annotated as mitochondrial dicarboxylate/tricarboxylate transporter DTC-like. NCBI's taxonomy places the organism in Eukaryota, Viridiplantae, Streptophyta, Magnoliopsida, Fagales, Juglandaceae. The coding region runs from base 231 to 1130 and encodes 299 amino acids. Gene Ontology annotation, molecular function: oxoglutarate:malate antiporter activity. The transcript is spliced from 6 exons. The record is from RefSeq and is a predicted model, not a curated record.
AUAGUUGUAGUUGUCUACUUUUCUUUAAAAAAUCCACCAAAUUAACCACCUUCACUCACUUGGGGAUAUGAGCGAGGGGGCUUCUUUCUAUUCCCUGUUCCGAGUACAACCAGAUAUAUUGCCUCUUUCCGUGUCUUCAGUAGCGCAUUCUGUGAAAAACCAUAUUUCUUUCUCCUGCUCUCUCCCUCGCUUUGAGCUCCCAACUUUCGCUCUUUGAAUCCACUAAGAGAAUGGGAGACGCGAAGAAGCCCAAAGCCGGUGGCGUGUGGCCCACCGUGAAGCCCUUCGUCAAUGGUGGAGCGUCUGGUAUGCUCGCCACGUGUGUCAUCCAACCCAUCGAUAUGAUCAAGGUGAGGAUUCAAUUGGGUCAGGGAUCGGCAGGCCAGGUUGCAAGGAACAUGCUCAAGGAGGAGGGUUUUGGUGCCUUUUACAAGGGGUUAUCUGCUGGACUUCUCAGACAAGCGACAUAUACCACAGCACGGCUUGGAUCAUUCAAGAUUUUAACGAACAAAGCAAUUGAGGCUAAUGAUGGGAAGCCCCUACCUCUAUAUCAGAAAGCUUUGUGUGGGCUUACUGCUGGUGCUAUUGGAGCAUGUGUUGGUAGUCCAGCAGAUCUAGCACUUAUCCGUAUGCAGGCUGAUGCCACUUUGCCUGAAGCCCAGCGCCGGCAUUACAAAAAUGCCUUCCAUGCACUUUCUCGUAUUGUUGCGGAUGAGGGAGUUUUGGCACUUUGGAAAGGUGCAGGCCCUACUGUAGUGAGAGCAAUGGCAUUGAACAUGGGAAUGCUUGCCUCAUAUGACCAAAGUGUUGAGUUUUUCAGGGAUUCCCUUGGUUUUGGUGAAGCUUCCACAAUAUUAGGUGCUAGUACCGUAUCAGGUUUCUUUGCUGCAGCUUGCAGUUUACCCUUUGAUUAUGUCAAAACCCAGAUUCAGAAGAUGCAACCUGAUGCUGAGGGGAAGCUUCCUUACUCUGGCUCUUUAGAUUGUACAAUGAAAACCUUGAAAACUGGAGGGCCUCUCAAGUUUUACACUGGGUUUCCAGUCUAUUGUGUUAGAAUUGCUCCCCAUGUCAUGCUGACUUGGAUUUUCCUCAACCAGAUCCAAAAGCUGGAGAAAUCCGCAGGGUUGUAGUUUCUCAGCUCGGCUGGAGAUUUUAAUAAUGUAAUUUUCUGCCGCAUUGUUUUGGCUUAUUUGACAGUUUGACACCCUUGAUCGAAGUCGAACCAAAUAUUUAUUUUGAAAAUAUCGGUUGAAUUGAAGUAGGAUUCCACAACGUGAUAUUUCCCUUUGCCAUGCAUGCAACUCCGAGUCUUUUCACUUGGAAAUUUUGAGAUGAAAUGUGAAAGUAAAAUAAAAUGCUACUACAGAAACAGCAUUUACGGCUGGCUGAUCAAUUUUUAUA